UCGGCGGCGGCCAACGACAACCGAGCGAAGGUGUCUCCCUCCCUCCAAUGGGAGGCGCCCGUGUUAGUAACGGCACCACCAAUGGUAGCGAGAGUCGGAGUCCCUGGUAACGGAGCCGGGACUGCGCCCGGCUGCCUCCAAAACAUGUGGAGCUGCGGGGGGCGCCGGCGGCGGCGUCUCUUCGCGGGCGCCUUCCUGGCGGUGUUGGCCAUCGUCGUGCUGAGCAGGUAUAUCCCCUGCCUGCCUGUUGUUUCGGUGGCCUGCAGGGAUGAGGAGGUUCAGAGGUUUAACUGGAGUGGCCUGGUCCCCAUGCGCUUGCGGGGCAGGAUCCAUGGCUUGCAGGCCAGGAAUUCUAAGUUCUUGCUGGAGGGCAAGGAGUUUCGUAUCUUUGGAGGCUCGAUGCACUAUUUCCGCAUCCCCCGUGAAUACUGGAAAGACCGCUUGGUUAAGAUGAAGGCCUGCGGCUUGAACACCCUCACGACGUAUGUAGCAUGGAAUCUUCACGAGGAAGUAAGAGGGAAAUUUGACUUCCACGGAAACCUGGAUCUGAGGGCUUUCCUUAGGACAGCCGAAGAAGUUGGGCUGUGGGUGAUUCUGCGUCCAGGACCUUAUAUUUGCUCCGAGUGGGACCUUGGUGGUCUGCCCAGCUGGUUGCUCCAAGACCCCGAAAUGCAACUGAGGACAACAUACAAAGGCUUCACAGAGGCUGUGGAUGAAUACUUUGAUCGCCUGAUGCGUGAGAUAGUCCAUCUUCAGUACAAGAAUGGAGGACCAAUCAUUGCCUUCCAAGUAGAGAAUGAAUAUGGCUCCUACGCUGUAGACCCAGAUUACAUGAAGUACGUCAAACAGGCCAUGUUAAAAAGGAAGAUUGUGGAGCUGUUGAUGACCUCUGACAAUAAAGAUGGGCUGGCCUCUGGCGCUGUGUCAGGAGCUCUGGCCACUGUUAACUUUCAGAGGAUGGACCCGGGUAUCCUGUCGUACCUUGACACAAUGCAGGACAAAAUGCCCAAGAUGGUGAUGGAAUACUGGACUGGAUGGUUCGAUAGCUGGGGAGGACCUCAUAAUGUGUUUGAUGCAGAUGAAAUGAUGGCAAACAUUGAGAAAACCAUUAAAGUGGGGGCAUCCAUCAACCUCUACAUGUUCCACGGAGGCACUAACUUUGGCUUCAUGAAUGGUGCUCUGCAUUUUAACGAGUACAAGGCAACCAUCACCAGCUAUGACUAUGAUGCCGUGCUGACCGAGUCUGGAGACUACACCUCCAAGUUUUUCAAACUGCGUGAGCUUUUCACGGGCCUUGCAGAUAUGCCUCGUCCUCUACCUCCUAUAAUCAUAAGCAAGGCAUCGUAUGGGGCGAUCCUGAUGCAGCAGUAUAUCACCCUGUGGGAGGUGCUGCUGUCUCUGGGAGAGCCCUUGAAAUCCGAACAUCCCAUUAACAUGGAGAACCUCCCGGUGAACAAUGGGAACGGGCAAGCUUUUGGAUAUAUCCUGUACGAGACUGUCAUACCUGGCGGAGGAGAGCUCCAUUCACAUGACCAUGUCCGGGACAGAGCACAGGUGUUUGUUAAUACUCUGCAUAUUGGCUACCUUGAUUACAUCAAACAGCAAUUGUCAGUUCCUGAUGGGAAGGGAUACAGGCUACUCCGGCUCCUUGUCGAGAAUUGUGGGCGAGUCAACUAUGGGCGCAAUCUGAACAACCAGCGGAAAGGCUUAAUUGGUGAUAUCUAUCUCAACAAAACCGCUUUGAGGAACUUCAAGAUUUACAGCCUGGACAUGAAACCCAGCUUCAUAGAAAGCGUACGUGGGACCACUCCUUGGAGCGCCGUCCCUGACAGUGCAAUGGGCCCAGCAUUCUUCCGAGGGACCCUUGAGGUGCAACAUAUGCCUCAGGACACUUUCUUGAAGCUAGAGGGUUGGACCAAGGGUGUCGUCUUUGUCAAUGGGCAGAACCUCGGUCGCUACUGGAAAAUUGGUCCUCAAGGGACACUCUACCUCCCAGCCUCAUGGCUCCAGCAAGGGCACAAUGAGAUCAUUAUUUUUGAAGAGCGUGCUGCAGGGCGGAUCAUCCAGUCCACAGACUUCCCUUUCCUCGGACGGAGCCAUUAUGUGGGCUGAACCAGGACAGGGGGUGGGGGGCUUAUCCCUGACUGCUUCACCCCCCACCCCAACUGGUUCAUUUGAGGGUAUGCGUCUGAAAUGGAUUCGUGGGAGGGAGGCAGGGAGGGCUUGGAUGCAGGGAAGGCUCCACUUCCUCCAAAUCUUUGUGAAAGGUUUGUCCCCCGUCUCCAUCGAUGAAUUUCCAGGGCAUGGGUGGAGUCUGGUUGCCGAAUGCUCACACUGUCGAUGAAUUUAAGAGGCUGACUUCAAACACUGCAAGUAGGGAGGAAAUUGAACGUAUCUAGGAGUCCUUCCCUUGAGGAGUUCAGCUCUGCUGCUGGUUCUCUUGGCCUGGAUGGAACAAAAAAUGCGGAGAAUCUCUCUGCGGGAUCAGUGUGCAAAGCCUGUCAGGGAUCCACUGGAUUCAAGAAGCUGAUCCACAAACAAUUCGGCUUGAGUUGGACAUCUUUUUGUUCUCUUUGACACCUGCAAGUAGCCGACCUCUCCGCUCGUCUGCUGGGAUUUUCAGACAAUUGAAGACCUCCUUACUGUGAAGAAAAGGGAAUCUUUUUAUUACUAUUCCAUUUUUAGUCUCCCAGCGUGGUCGUUUGGCUGGGUAGGACGGCACUUUUCACAAUUUUUGCAUUAGUCUAAGAGUUCAAGCCAAGGCAUCUUUUAAUGUUAACCGGAAAGGUACCAGACUAGUUGCUUUCAGUUUGGCCCUUUAAAUGCCAGCCAUGGGUGGGGAGUCCCGUGAAAGCCAUAUUGAAGUGGUUGAAGGUCCCACAUUUGCAGCAUGCUGUGGGCUUGCACACUUUCAGUUGCAGUUUGAACAAGGGUGCCAAGAACUCUUGCUGCUGGGGGCAUGGAGCACCUAACACUUGCUGUAACUCCAGGGGCCCCUACCGAGCUGGAGAUCCCUGCCAUUGCACUGACAACCUCUACAGCCCUGCGACAAAUUCCUGCAGCCACCGACAAGCAUGGGUGUGUGGGGCUUUUCCCCACACCCCCAGUUGCUGGCAUCCCUUAGAAACACAGCACCGAGUCAUUGCCAUGGGGUACCCCCCGCGCAAUGGUGAAUGUAAUGCAAUUGGCAGAUCUUGCAGAGCCCAAAAAGGAGACUGAGGAAAAGAAGAGGGGGAUGUUUUAUUGCACCCAGUAAAAUCAAAGUCCGCACAUGCAGUCUUGGGAACUAGUGCAGCGAUCCUGUAGUUUUAGCAUUCUGCGGGUGGGAUUUAUAUCAACUGUUGCUCUCUCCUUAGGCAGCUGUGGGAAGAGCCCAUCUAGACUGUACCACCUCAGAAUUCAGGGGUCUGUGUGUGCUUGCCAUAUUUUUUUGAACAAUCUCCCUGCAUGUGGUAAACUUGGGCAGCUGGGAAUAGCUAGCUUAGCCAUUCUCUUCUUUACCAAAUUGCAGACAUUUGCCACGCAGAGAAGCCUUCUGAAAUAUCAACCACCACCACCCUAGACACAGGAUGGAGUGGUGCAGCCCAGAAUUAUACUACCUUGGAUGGUUGGGGAGAAUUUGUGGUCCACCAGACAUGGCUGGACAACAGCUCCCACCAUCCCUUGCCACUGGGGCCGGUUGGGAGCUCAACACCGUGCAGAAGGCCACAGCUUCCCCAUCCCUGUCGCAGUGCCGAAGCUGUAGACAGGACUGCUUUCUGCAAAGUCCUCAGGGUUGUCUCCUGCACCAUGGGAGUGAGAGCCUGUGUUUCUUUGCAACCAGAAUACCUCUCUGGCUCCUGUUGGCACCAGUGUGGGGCUCUAGCAGCACUGGACAUCUGGAGAGUCAACUUGAAAGAGCGGAUGCUUCAUCUUUGCAGCACAGUGUCCGUUCCCCACCCCCUGUUUCCAAAUGUUUAGCUUGAGAAGGCAAUGCAAGGGAGAGGCAGGCUGCAUUUGCAGCCGGAACACCAGGCAUUUUUGCAUUUUGUAGCUGGAACACUGGCCUUAAAACAAAAAUUUAAAGGGAAGACUCUGAAAAGGUGUAAAUGCUUCAUCCGCACUCUUUUUUGGAGGCCUGCUUCUCUCCCCACCCUUUUCAAAAACCGCCCAAAAGCUUCUCAGUCUCAUCUUUCAUGGUACAUAGCUAAACACUGCAGCAGCCGCAACCAGGAACCCAUAUUAGUGACCGUUUGGAGAGUAUUCCCUUCUGCUCGGAUGACAUCUCCAAUAACUCUUCUCGGUAGCCUGCGACAGCCUGCAUUUUCCAAGCUGCUUCUCCCCUGCUCCAAAUUGGGGAAAAAGGAGGGAAUUUGGCACCCAACCUCCCAGCUGCUGCUUAAGAAAAAAAUGGGAUUUGGCACCUGAUCUCCCAGCUGCUGGUUGGGUCAGGCCUUUUCAGGAAGCCAUUUAACCACAGCCCCCCGGCUCCGCUUCCCUUCAUAAGCAUUGCCUCCCCAGCGACCGCAGGCGUGAGAGAUUUCAAGGGGCUUCCGGCUGUUAAAAACCAUAUUUAAUUUUAUUUAAGAAAUUAAAUACAGUUGGAUUAAAAUUUGAACAGACAGUGCACCUGUAAAAAAAGAAAAUAAAAAGAAGAACAAAACCAAACCCAGCAUCCUCCAUCUAGACCUCUUGCUGCUCACUCAAAGUACCAGCCACCAUCCCAGCCCUCAGAGCCAACGUGCCCCUGUUUGCAUCUGUGUCCAAGGCCUGAGCCCUCCCACUGUCAACAAAGAGCAACUUCGCAAGAAACAAGCUAAAAGGAUGGGAGUUCCUUGGGAUGCAUCCUGUUGAUUCCUUUAUUUAUUUUCUCCAUGAUUUGCUGCAGCCUGGCAGGGUUAUUGUUUUGCCGCAAAUAAAACAAGACACAUGCAAAUAGGAGAGGACAGCCAUUGGAAACAACUCCUGCGUUGUAAAAUCUAAAAUCUGCUGGGGUUUUUUUAAAAAAAUUUUUAAUUAAGCAAAAUGCCUCUCGAUUCCUCCUCACCCACCCUCGCCCUUCUUUUGUAAGCUAGAUCUGGGCUGUGUUUUAAUUUUAUGAAGGCUAGGGGCUCCUCAUCACAGAGGGGAAGCCUACAUGAGCAGUUCUGCUGGACGUUCAGAUUUCGCAACUGUUGAGUUCAGGAUUUUAGUAAAA
Messenger RNA from Zootoca vivipara (common lizard), 5176 nucleotides. Its product is annotated as beta-galactosidase-1-like protein 2. The record is from RefSeq and is a predicted model, not a curated record. Gene Ontology annotation, biological process: carbohydrate metabolic process. NCBI's taxonomy places the organism in Eukaryota, Metazoa, Chordata, Lepidosauria, Squamata, Lacertidae. Gene Ontology annotation, molecular function: beta-galactosidase activity.